Messenger RNA from Boleophthalmus pectinirostris (great blue-spotted mudskipper), 4811 nucleotides. RefSeq names its product CF transmembrane conductance regulator (gene cftr). Gene Ontology annotation, cellular component: plasma membrane; cytosol; apical plasma membrane. Gene Ontology annotation, biological process: bicarbonate transport; chloride transmembrane transport. The record is from RefSeq and is a predicted model, not a curated record. Bases 241 to 4758 code for a protein of 1505 amino acids. Gene Ontology annotation, molecular function: ABC-type transporter activity; ATP hydrolysis activity; chloride channel activity. NCBI's taxonomy places the organism in Eukaryota, Metazoa, Chordata, Actinopteri, Gobiiformes, Gobiidae. The transcript has 27 exons.
UUGGACAAGUGACUGGCAACAACACAAGCGAAAACACAGCAGAAGCAACCGACAACUAAAACACCAACUUUUGGGAUUACUUUGAAAUUAUCAGCGUGUUUGAACGGUAUUUUAUGUGGCAACAAGGAUCUUUUUAAAGUGCAUUUUAUUUGGACAAAGUGAACGGUGCAGCCGGAACUGAAGGAUUUUAAAAGCCCAUAAAAGGAGACCAAUGUAAGAGGUGGUCAGGUGCGCGUGAGGAUGCAGAAAUCGCCCGUGGAAGAUGCCAACUUCUUGUCCAAAUACUUCUUUUGGUGGACAUCUCCACUGCUGAGAAAAGGCUUCACAAAGAAACUCGAGCUCACAGAUGUGUACAAAGCUCCAUCCUUCGACCAUGCAGACAACCUGUCUGAGAGACUGGAGAGGGAGUGGGAUCGAGAGGUGGUCUCAGCCAAAAAGCCCCGUCUGCUCAAAGCUCUGGCCCGGUGUUUCAUGGGACCUUUCGCCUUCUUCGGCAUCCUCCUCUACUUUGGGGAGGCCUCAAAGACAGUGCAGCCGCAGCUGUUGGGUCGGAUCAUCGCGUCGUUUGACCCAUUUCACGCUCCAGAGAGGUCACAGGGGUACUACCUGGCCCUGGGGCUCUGCCUGCUGUUUGUGGCCAGGUUUCUGCUCCUUCAGCCAGCCAUCUUUGGACUGCACCACCUGGGCAUGCAGAUCCGGAUAGCACUCUUCAGUCUCAUAUACAAGAAGACACUGAAGCUGUCCAGUCGGGUGUUGGACAAGAUCAGCACAGGGCAGCUGGUCAGCCUCAUGUCGGCGCAUCUCAACAAGCUGGAUGAGAGUUUAGGGUUGGCUCAUUUCGUGUGGAUUACACCGCUCCAGUGCAUCCUGUGUGUGGGGCUCAUCUGGGAGCUCAUUGAAGUCAACGGCUUCUGUGCGCUGGCGGCUCUCACCCUGUUAGGCAUUGUUCAGGCUUGGCUCUCCCAGAAGAUGGGCCCUCACCGGAUGAAGCGUGCUGGUCUCAUAAACAGGCGUUUGGCUCUGACGUCUGAAAUCGUGGAGAACAUUCACUCAGUCAAAGCGUAUGGCUGGGAGGACAUCAUGGAGAUCAUCAUCAAGAACAUCAGACAAGAUGAAAUGACGCUAACAAGGAAGAUCGGCUCUCUGCGGUACUUCUACAGCGCCGCGUACUUCUUCUCCGCCAUUUUAGUCAUCGUGUCGGCCAUUGUCCCGCACGCGCUCAGUAAGGGCAUCAUUCUGAGGAGGAUUUUCACCACCGCCUCCUACUGUAUGGUCCUGAGAAUGACACUCACCAGACAGUUACCCGGCUCUAUCCAGAUGUGGUACGACACACUGGCUCUCGUCAAGAAGAUAGAGGAGUUUCUGAUGAAGGAGGAGUACAGAGUUCUGGAGUACAAUCUGACCACCACAGAACUGGAGCUGGUCAAUGUCUCAGCCUCAUGGGACGAGGGCAUCGGAGAGCUGUUUGAGAAGAUCCAGCAGGAGAACAAGUCCAGACCUCCACACUCAGACCCAGGACUGUUCUUCACCAACCUGUACGUGACCCCAGUGCUGCGCAACAUCAGCCUCUACCUGGAGAAGGGGCAGAUGCUGGCUGUGGCCGGGUCCACUGGAUCUGGGAAGAGCUCACUGCUGAUGAUGAUCCUGGGAGAGCUGGUGCCCUCUGAGGGUAAGAUCCGGCACAGCGGUCGGAUCUCCUUUUCUCCUCAGACUUCCUGGAUCAUGCCCGGGACCAUCAGGGACAACAUCCUGUUCGGACUCACAUACGACGAAUACCGCUACACCUCCGUCAUCAAGGCCUGUCAGCUCGAGGAGGACUUUGCUCAGUUCCCGGACAAGGACAGGACUCACCUGGUGGAGGGCGGGGUCACUCUGAGCGGAGGUCAAAGGGCAAGGGUCGGUUUGGCCAGAGCCGUGUAUAAGGACGCAGACCUGUACCUGCUGGACGCUCCCUUCACUCACCUCGACAUUGUUACAGAGAAGGAAAUCUUUGAGAAAUGCGUGUGUAGGCUCAUGGCCUCCAAGACUCGCAUCGUGGUCACUUCUAAACUGGACCAUUUGAAACGUGCCGAUAAGAUCCUGCUCCUUCACAACGGAGACUGUUACUUCUACGGCACCUUUUCCGAGCUCCAAGCCAAGCGUCCGGAUUUCAGCUCCCUGCUCCUUGGACUGGAAGCUUACGACAACAUCAACGCAGAAAGACGAAGCUCCAUCCUGACAGAGACAUUACGGAGAGUGUCCAUAGACGAAACUGCCGGAUUCCGAGGCCAGGAAAACCUACGGCAAUCUUUCAGGCAAAAUCAUAACCCGAUAAUCUCAAAUCAAAUGCAAAACGGAGGGGAGAGUCAUCCGGAAAAACGCAAACAGUCUUUAAUCUUAAAUCCUUUAGCUGCGGCAAGGAAGUUUUCAAUACUCGGCGGGAGUAACCAACCCAACCCGCAAAAUACGACCAUGGAAGACGGCGUGCGAGAGCUGAACGAGAGGAGGUUUUCUGUAGUGCCAGAGGAUGAUCAGGUGGAGGAGGUGUUGCCACGUUCGAACAUGUUUCAUCACGGUUUCCACCAUCUGAACGGACAGAGGAGGCAGUCGGUUUUAGCGUUUAUCACGAACGCGCAGGGGCAGGAGAGGAGGGAGCAGGUGCAGUCGUCCUUCCGGAAGAAGUUGUCCAUAACUCCACAAUGCGACCUGGCCUCAGAGCUGGACAUAUACGCGCGGAGGCUGUCCAAAGAUAGUGUGUACGAUAUCAGCGAAGACGUGGACGAGCAAGACAUGGAGCAAGCAUUUGCAGAUGAGAACGAGAAUGUGUUUGAGACGACCUCAUGGAGCACUUACCUCAGAUACAUCACCACCAACAAGAGCCUGGUCUAUGUGCUGGGCUUCAUCUUCCUCAUCUUCGUCAUCGAGGUGGCUGGAUCCGUCAUUGGCAUUUACCUCAUCACUGAUAAGAUCUGGAGGGACAGCGCUAACCCAAACUCUCCAAACUACAUUAGCGAGCAGCACCCGAACGCCUCGUCUCCCCCGGUGCACUUCGCCGUGAUCGUGACCCCCACCAGCGCCUAUUACAUCAUCUACAUCUAUGUCGCCACCUCCGAGAGCGUGCUGGCCCUGGGCUUCUUCAGAGGGCUCCCCCUAGUGCACACUCUGCUCACUGUGUCCAAACGCCUCCACGAACAGAUGCUGAGCGCGGUGCUGAGGGCUCCGAUGGCCGUGCUCAAUACUAUGAAGACAGGUCGAAUCAUGAACAGAUUCACUAAAGACAUGGCCACAAUCGACGACAUGCUCCCCCUGGUUCUGUUUGACCUCAUUCAGCUGACUCUGAUCGUGACCGGAGCCAUCUUCACCGUGUCCAUCAUCCGCCCGUACAUCUUCAUCGCUGCCAUCCCACUGGCCAUCAUCUUCAUCAUGCUCAGGAAGUACUUUCUGAGGACCGGACAGCAGCUCAAACUGCUCGAGGCUGAAGCACGCAGUCCGAUCUUCUCCCACCUGAUCAUCUCGCUGAAGGGGCUGUGGACCAUCCGAGCGUUUGGCCGUCAGACGUACUUCGAGAUGCUGUUUCACAAAGCCCUGAACACACACACGGCCACAUGGUUCCACUACCUAGCCACGCUCCGAUGGUUCCUCUUCCGCUGUGACAUGAUCUUUGUGCUCUUCUUUGGCGCUGCUGCCUUCAUCGCCGUGGGAACCAACAGGGACAAACCAGGAGACAUUGGGAUCAUUGUGGCUUUGGCGAUGCUGAUUCUGGGAACGUUUCAAUGGGCCGUGAUCACCAGCAUCACUGUGGAUGGACUGAUGCGCUCAGUGGACCGGGUGUUUAAGUUCAUAGACCUGCCCUCAGAGGAGCCAGUUUCUCGCUCGGCACGCUCUGGUCCAGACCUUGUCCUGGAGAAUCCUCAUGUGCAUGACUACUGGCCCAACAGAGGACACAUGGACGUACAGGGGCUGACCGUCAAGUACACAGAGGCCGGGAGAGCUGUGCUGAGUGACAUCAGCUUCACUGUGGACGGAGGACACAGUGUGGGUCUUCUGGGUCGCACAGGCUCGGGUAAAAGCACUCUGCUCUCAGCUCUGCUCAGACUGGCCUCCACAGAUGGAGACAUCUCCAUCGAUGGAGUGUCUUGGAGCUCUGUGUCUCUGCACACCUGGAGGAAGGCCUUUGGGGUUGUCCCACAGAAAGUGUUCAUUCUGACCGGGACGUUCCGGAUGAACCUGGAUCCGUACAGUCGCCACAGCGACGAGGAGCUUUGGAGAGUUGCAGAUGAGGUGGGUCUGAAGUCAGUGAUCGAGCAGUUUCCUGAUAAACUGGACUUCCAGCUGGAGGACGGAGGCUACGUCCUGAGCAAUGGACACAAACAACUGCUGUGUCUGGCCCGCUCCAUCCUCAGCAAGGCCCGCAUCCUGCUACUGGAUGAGCCCUCUGCAUAUUUAGACCCUAUAACGCUGCAGGUCCUGAGGAAGACUCUGAAACAGUCCUUCUCUGACUGCACAGUCAUCCUGUCCGAGCACAGAGUGGAGCCUCUGCUCGAGUGCCAGUCUUUUCUGAUGAUCGAGGGCAGCUCCAUAAAAACAUACGACUCCAUCCAGAAACUCCUGAACGAAACCAGUCAACUCAAACAAGCCAUAAGCCCCCAAGACCGACUGAAAGUGUUCCCAAACCUGCACCGCCUCAACUCCAGCAAGAGGGCGCCAAAUCAGGGCCCAACCAAGAUCUCCAGUUUGCCAGAGGAGAGCGAAGACGACGUGCACGAUACCAGACUUUAAAGACCAGAGACCAGACCAGAAAGUAGACCAGAGACCAGCGACCAGAGACCAGU